Molecule: messenger RNA, 1259 nt
Organism: Fomitopsis serialis
Lineage: Eukaryota; Fungi; Basidiomycota; Agaricomycetes; Polyporales; Fomitopsidaceae
Exons: 22
Coding region: 211-1155 (314 amino acids)
Source: RefSeq, a predicted model, not a curated record
GGUGGGCGCAUUCGGUCGUUCAAUCAAACUCAACUGGUUCUUCGACGGUCUUCCGGCGUGUCCUGGGGACAGCGUGGCUCGCCUGGCGCCUGCUCUCUUUUCCUCUUCUCCCCCUCUGUCGACUCGAAACGGACGAGCGUCCGGUACAUCUCGCCCCCCGGGUCUCCUACACUCCUUUGCCUCACUGUGUCGCGCCUGUCCCCCGCGACCAUGGACUACAAUACCAACACCACCUUCGGCGCGGCUUUUAUUGGCUUUGGGUGCUCAUGCGUGUUACUUGGCACACUCAGUAGUCAAAUGUACCAGUACUUCCGGCGAUAUCCCCAAGACCGUCCAUUCUACAAGGCCUUGGUAGCAUCGCUAUGGCUCCUCGAAGUCGUCGACUCGAUUUUCAUCGCAUGCGCGGUGUAUUUCUAUGUGGUCACCAACUGGGGGAACCCCCUAGUCUUGAUAAUGCACGUUCAAUGGACAUUGAUUCUACAAGUCACACUAGGCGCGACGGCGGGAGCGAUCGUGAAAGCCUGCUUCGCCAUGCGUGUCUGGAGAUUCAGCAACUGCAAUAUCUGGAUUACAACCCUAAUUCUAUUUUUGACCUUCGGUCAGCUCGCGAUGGCAUGCGUCUACACCGCAGAAGCAUUCAAGGUCGCCAAGCUCACCAAACUCGGUGAUCUAAAGCUCGUUGGAACCCUCUCGCUCGGAAUGGGGGUAGCGACGGACGUAGUCACCGCUCUUACGUUGUGCCACUACCUACGGAACUUGCGCACAGGAUUCUCGAAGGAUGAUUCACUCGUGAACAGGUUGACGCUCUACGCAAUGAACACAGGACUCCUCACUAGUGCGAUCAGUCUGACUACUGUGAUCUUGUACGACAUCAUGCCCGAAAACUUCAUCUUCAUGGGCUUCUACUUCGUCCUGAGCAAGUUGUACGCCAAUUCCUUCCUGGCAACGCUGAAUACUCGCAGGGUUGUCCGUGGCCGCGGCACCGAUGGCGAGCACGCCACGGUGCCCACGUUCCUCAUGCUCGAUAAGGCGACCCGGCUUGCGUCCCAACAUGAUGCUGAAACGGGAACGGCUAUUGAGGUUGGCGUGCACAGAGAGGUGUCAAUCCAUAAAGACUACUCACUCCAGUCAUCGCAAUCUGCCGACCCCGUAUAAGACGACGGCUCCUCGGAACUGAAAUGACAUCAAGCAGAUGCUGCCCUCUCUGAGAGACGCUCUUUCGAGAGCUGCCUACACGACCUGCACGCGCCUGCGCUUAC